Molecule: messenger RNA, 2358 nt
Organism: Postia placenta MAD-698-R-SB12
Lineage: Eukaryota; Fungi; Basidiomycota; Agaricomycetes; Polyporales; Adustoporiaceae
Exons: 1
Coding region: 1-2358 (785 amino acids)
Biological process (GO): signal transduction; establishment or maintenance of actin cytoskeleton polarity
Cellular component (GO): cell tip; microtubule cytoskeleton
Source: RefSeq, a predicted model, not a curated record
AUGAGGGGUGUAUCCUUCAUCGCAUCGUUCUCCGUGCAUCGCUAUCCGCCCGCGGUGUGGGGCGACGAAGAGGACGAGGAGGAGGACGUCGAAUGGGACGAUGAGGGAUACGAAGACGAGGACCCCGACCUCGCGGAGGAGCAGGAGGAGCGCGAGCGCAUGUCCGUGCACCAGAGCGAGCGCGGCGGUCCGAUGGGGAUGGUGAUGGAGCCAGACGAUGGCAUGAGCUGGGAGGACGGUGCCGUGGAGGCCGCGCAAGACAAGACAAGGCUGCAGCUCGCGAUCGAGGCCGAGGCCGAGGCUCAGCGCGCGCGGCAGCAGCAGCAGGAGCAGCUCAUCGCUCAGCAGCGCCAGCAGGCCGAGCAAGAGCAGGAGCGGCAAGUCCAGAUGCAAAUACGGCAGCGCAUCGAGGAACAGCGGCGUGAACAGCAGGCACAGACGCAGGUACAGACACAAACGCUCCGCACGCAGUCGUCGCGUGAGCAGCUGGGCAUCGUCGAUGUCGCAGCGGGCGCGCCGACGAAGACGCUGGAUCCCGCACAGGCGACGGAGACGCGCAAGAUCAGCAUGACGCCGCCCGUCGCGCGCGUGGAGGACCCGCGCCCGUCGCCAACGGGGAGCAGCCAGGGUAGCCAGCGCCGGCAGUCGGACGAGCGCAAGCGCAGCCGUGAGGAGGCGGAGGCGGAGGAGGCCGCGCGCAAGAAGGUCAAUGGGAGCUUCACUGACAAGGGGAAGAGCGGCCCCGUCUCCUCAGGCGGCAAGCCGGCCGGCGGCGCGAAGCUGCGCAAGGAGCGCGACUCGACGGACGACGAGAGCGGGAGGGACAGGGACAAGAAGAAGAAAACUGGGGGCAUGUUCGGGGGCAUAUUUGGGCGUCGGAAGGACAAGGACAAGUCGAGAGACAAGGGGGACAACGCCAGCGUCACGAGCGGCGGCAGCGGGGGCGAGUUCGGCCGGGAGUCGGAGGAGUCGGGCAAGUCGCUGAGGGAGCAUGGUAUCUCGUCGCCGCCGCCGCCGCUGGCGGAGCCUACCUCGCCCGUGACGGCGAUGGCGAGACAGCAGCAGCAGCAGGGCGGGUACAAACCUCAGCCUGGACAACAAUCCCAGCAGGCACCGCAGACGCCGCCGCAGGCCGCCACAGUGCAGAUCUCGCAGCAUGUCUCGACGUUGCGGCAGCGCGACCAGCAGCAGCAAGCGCUGUACCAGCAGUAUCUCAACCGCUCUCCGUCCACUCCCCCAGAGCCGUCAUACGGGACACAGUCCGUAGCCGCGGUUCUGGGUGGCUCGAUGUCGUUCAAUUCGUCCAUCAAUUCCGCGUCUGGCCUCAAUGUUGGUUCGUCGCGCCCGCGUCCUGGGUCUCUUGUGCUGUCACCGUCGGGUAUGGACGGGCAGGGCGUCGGCCUGCCUGACCUGAGCGUGGUGCGCGUCUUCGCCGGUGAUCAGCUGCAGACGGAGGCUACAUUCAAGACGGUUCUGCUCAAUAAUUCCACUACCGCGUCGGACCUCGUGCGCCAGGCCAUUCAGCGCUUCAGGCUACCAGCUGGGGAAGAUGAGAAGGAUUACUACCUGACGAUCAAGCAGGUUGAGGGCUCGUCCGCCAAGCUUCUGCCACACGAGAAGCCACUAGGUGUCUUUGAGUCGCUCGUAGAGGCGGCUUUGGAGCUGCCAAAGGUCAAGCGAAGCAGUGUCGGCAGUAUCAGCUCUGUGGCUAGCAACUUGUCGAUGCACCCGGCGAUCAAGAAACUGUCCAUGAACGACUUUACAGACGACUCUGCCGUCAAGUUCUAUUUGAACAGGAAGGGCGAUGACAUGAAUGACAGCUUUCUCGGCGAGGAUGGAGACGCCACUCUGCUUGUCGAAAGCCCCCAGGACGAUAAUGGGGAAACGUCUCCCAAGGCCCGCCCUCAGUACCUCACCGUAUCUGGCAGCCAGAACAGUGUUGGAGCUGAGCGCUUCAGUUCUCCUUCCUUCAGAUUUGCUCUCCAGCUUGUCAUUUACCCUGAUGACUUGCCGGACGACAUGGUGUUUGAUCCACUGACUGAAGCUAUCGUCUUCAAGCACACGUUGCGGGAUCGUUCACAAUCAAGCAUGAUUAUGUCCCCCGGUAUCUCUCAGACGAUGCGUAAGAAAGUCUUCGUCUUCCCCAAGAAUGUGACUGUCGCUGAGGUGAUUGAACUUGGCUUGGAGAGAUUCGGUAUCCUUGAGGGUGUUGUCGACGGUGGCGACGAAAUUGAGGACAAGCUCACUAAGCGUAGGAGCUCUUCGCGCGUGCGUUACGGCUUGGCAGUCGAGAUCGGUGGUAAAGGUGAAGAAUUUGGAUUUUGUCUACUCACCCGUGUACUGACAAACCCAUCAUAG